AUGACAGGUGUGCAGAUCUUGAUUCAAGUCGACGGUGAGAGUUUCUAUUGGCAGCAAGGAUUCGGUUGCCUCCAAAGCCGAAAUCAAAGCAGCCUUGAGCGAUUACUCACCCUCUCCAAGGCGUUUACUCACUCAAUCGAGUGGGAACUUCUGAGUGCGGAUCAAAAGGAGAGACCCAACGACGCAUUACAGGCAUGCUCAGCUCGCCUUUUGAGCAACGCGAAGAAGAUCAAUGACGAUGGGCUGGGAUCUUUCGGCAUCCUUCCAAAUUCAAAAGAGGAGAAGAAUUUCAUUUCAAUCGUUCAAGAGAUAAUGCACCCGACAAAUACGUGCCAGGGGACAAAUAGAUAUCAUGAAUCCGCAUAUUGGAAUACAUUACGGCUGAUAGCUGAAUACACGAGCCUGGCACAUGUCUUUCUGGUGGUCCACUCGUUGUCCAAGAAGAUGUUUCGGAAAUUGGGUGUGAAUGGACUUUCCAAGUUGGUUCAAUAUGUUUCGGAAGUACGGGAUCGACUUUUAUGCCCGGCUCUUCAGGAACAGGUCGCUCAUAUUCGAUACGGUAACUCUCCCAAGAUCAUAUCAACAGAGAUUCAAUUGACCUUUUCAAGGGCGGACCUCGUCGAAAUUGACCGAUCCGGGCCAAGUUCACACGACGACGACCACAGAAAGCGCAACCCCGGAUCUCAUAUAUGGAGGGGAUGUGCAGACGGUUUCGCUUGA
Penicillium malachiteum is the source of this 720-nucleotide messenger RNA. RefSeq lists its product as uncharacterized. NCBI's taxonomy places the organism in Eukaryota, Fungi, Ascomycota, Eurotiomycetes, Eurotiales, Aspergillaceae. The coding region runs from base 1 to 720 and encodes 239 amino acids. The transcript has a single exon. The record is from RefSeq and is a predicted model, not a curated record.